CGGCGAUUCCAGUCCGGAAGUUGAUCAUACUCGCAGCCGUCCAAGGGGUGUGUGUCCGUGCGUAUCCUAACGUUGGUUGGCAGUCGGUGCAUCUUCAGUCAUGGUCCGCCAAGGGGCGCUCGAUUGGACAGUGAUCGUCUUGACUUGCCAUAAUAAGGAUGGCGUGUAUGCCUUUCAGAGAGAACUAGAGAUUCGGCAGCAGCGUGGGAGUCUCCCCAAGGGGGCACUGCUGCUCACUGUAGCGGAUCCACAGGAGCGCCUGGGCAGUGGCGGCGCGACUCUCAAUGCCUUACUGGUGGUGGCAGAGCACCUGAGUGCCAGGGCAGGACACACAGUGGUGACUGCGGACGUGUUGGAAGAUGCUUAUAUCCUCAUCCUGCACACAGGUCGGGAUUUCCCCUGGGAUGGCUGUGGAAGGGCCUUCUGCUGGCUGCCCAGUCAGGGGCCCCUGGGGCCAGUUGAGGGGCCUGUUUGCUGCUUGGACUUGCUGCUGGACUGUCUCACACACCAGGUUUGCCCUGGCUCCCCUCCAGGGGUGUGGGUGUGCAGCACUGAUAUGAUUCUCAGAUUAUCCAUUGCCCCUGUGAUGUCCUGGGAGGGUUUCUCUGGAGUGCGAGUGCUGUCUCUACCUGGCAGCAUCUCCUAUGCCACCAACCAUGGGGUGUACCUCACUGAUGAUGAGGGCCAAGUGCAUGACAUCAUCUACAGGGGACCAGAGGAGAGGAUCCGCCAAGCUGUACAGCCUGAUGGGAAGGUCCCACUGGUGUCUGGACCUGUGUUUUUCUGCAGGGGAGUGUCAGAGCGCCUGCUGCAAAUGCAUGUAUCUCCCCCACUGGAUGGCUGCACCUACCUGGGCAUGGACUCUGGUGCCCCUUCCCUUCAGAUCUCUCUCUUCCUGGAUGUGUUGAAGUGCCUGUGUUCUGAUGUGAGCAAGGCCCAAUUUAUCAAUGAAGAGAGGCAGGGAUGUGCCCCCCUGGAUGGACCACAAGGGGCAGCAGUGAGGAGCGCAAGGGCAGUGCUAUGGAAGACACUGCGAGGGACCCCUCUCUCCAUGGUUUAUGUUCCAGACAGCUUCUAUGACUAUAUGACUCUGUCAGGGCAUGAACACAUUAGGCGUCUCACAGAGAGGGGAUGUGAGAGAGAGACACUGUCACAUGUACAGAAUGGACAAAGUGUGUGUGAAGGUAGCAGGGUGAUAAACAGUGUGCUGGAGGGAGAGGUCAGCAUUUCGCCUGGAGCAGUAGUCCAACAUUGCCACCUGCAGGGCCCACUGUGUGUGCUGCCUGGUUGUUUACUGUCAGGGCUCAACCUGAUGGCAUCACCCCAUUCCCCACAGCUGGUACUGCUCAAUGACAUCAUCAUCCAGGGACACCAUGUGCAGCUGGGGGAGCUGAAACUAACUGUUUUCACUGUACUGGGUGGACACGAUGACCUGGAGGUUCCUCCAAACGAUGCUGCUGCCUCAUUCCUGAAUCGCCAGUGGAAGGAUUUCUACAGCCGCACAGGAAUACAGCCAGAGGAAUUGUGGGGAGGGGGGACUGAAAGCCAAGCCCCCCCAUGCCUCCUGGAUGCCCGUUUGUUCCCGGUGUUUGACCCCAGGAGGGGCGCAGUUGGACUGGAGGGGGUGCAGUGGCUGCUGGGUGGAGACAAAACCAGGACUGGGGCCGUGGAACAGUGGAGGGCAGCAUGGAGGCUGUCCUUGAGGGAAGUGCUGUCCUGCACUGACCAGCAGGGGGAGCUGUACUGGAGGGAGGAGUUGUUCUUUCACGCUGCACGGAGAAGGGUCUCUGAUACACUGAGGGGAUGCACAGACCUCAGCCUCCUACCCAGCAUCAGGGCUGCAGUCCUUGGGGGCCAGCAGGGGGCACUGCUGCAAACACUGGAUUCUGUUGCAGCGAGCAGCAAUGAGGACCUCGGCAUAGCUGCCCGCUGUCUUGCCUGCAUAGCAGAUGUGCUUGGCUGUCUAGCCGGAGAGGGUAAAGGGGGACUGAGAAGUGGGCCUGCCGCAAACCCUGCAUGGGGACCUGCCUUUGCUCUCCUGGAAGGCGGAGAUUUGUCAGGGGGCAUCCAGGCCCUGGCUGCAGAGAGACAAAACUGGUUGAGCAGGCCAGAUCUACUAGUACGUGCAGCAAGGCACUAUGAGGGGGCAGGGCAGGUGCUGCUGCGCCAGGCUGUGAUGUCAGCACAGCGCUUUGUCUCCAUUGGCCAGGGUGAGGUGCCGCCCAUUGGGGAGUGGCAGGAAGUGGAGUGUCCUGCUAGACUGGACCUAUCAGGUGGCUGGAGUGACACCCCUCCAAUCGCAUUUGAGCGCGGGGGGGCAGUGGUGAACGUGGCUGUGAAGGUGGAUGGGAGACGGCCCAUUGGUGCCAGAGCACGUCGCAUCAAAGAGCCCCAUCUCUUAUUGGUCAGCUCCAGUGGGGGGCGGGGCAGCAGGGUUGCCACCGAGAUCGUGUGCAGGACACUGAAGGAUCUGGAGGACCACUGCCAACCACACGCUCCAGGUGCCUUGCUGAAGGCUGUGUGUGUCUGCAGCGGUCUGGUGACCCUCCCUUCCCAGCAGCCCCUGGAAGAGCAGCUGCUGCAGUGCUGGGGUGGGGGGCUGGAGCUCCAUAGCUGGUCACUGUUGCCCCAUGGCUCUGGGCUUGGCACCAGUAGCAUCUUGGCAGGGGCAGUGCUGGCAGCAGUCUACAGGUGCACAGGACGCACCUUUGACACAGACUCCCUCAUCCACGCAGUGCUGCACCUGGAGCAAACCCUGACCACAGGUGGUGGCUGGCAGGACCAGGUGGGAGGGCUGGUGGGAGGAGUGAAGCUGGCACACUCCAGGGCCAGCUUGCCCCUCAAGGUGGAUGUGGAGAGACUGGAACUCACGGAGGACUUCCUGUCAUUGCUGCAGCAGCGCCUCCUGCUCGUCUACACAGGAAAGACACGUCUGGCUCGCAAUCUACUGCAGGACGUGGUACGCAGCUGGUACAGUCGCCUGCCUUCCAUUGUGGAGAACACAGAGCAGCUGGUGAGGAAUGCAGAGGAGUGUGCCUGUGCUUGCAGAGAGGGUGCUCUCUCCACGCUGGGUGAAUGCCUGGACCGCUACUGGCAGCAGAAGAAGGUGAUGGCACCAGGGUGCGAGCCAGGAGCUGUGCGAACCAUGAUGAAUGCCCUGAGACCUCUGACCCUGGGGCAGAGCCUAGCAGGGGCGGGGGGAGGCGGCUUCCUGUUCCUGCUGACGCGAGAGCCCCUGCAAGAAGAGAAAGUGAGACAGGUCCUCAACAGCACACAGGGCCUCGGUGACUUCAGUGUUCACUCAGUGGAAAUCGAUAUGCUGGGAAUUGCAUUGACAGAGCCCCUGCGGGACACAUAGACAAGGACAGCCAUGCCCCUCCAAAUUACUUGCAGAAACCAUCAGUUCAUUUCCGGCAAUGAUGGGAUGUCUUUAAUUUUUCUCUUCUUUUAGUACUAGGUAGGCUCUAAAAAGGCCACAACACACUGGUCAUUUCCUCUGUCCUUUGCACUCUGGGUGUUGAUUCCUGGUGACUCUUACUGCCUUGCCAUGUCAGUAUUGAUGAAGGGUGUUUACAAUGGCCCACUGUCUGCUUGUGCUGUGUGGGCACUUUCUUGUGUACCUGAGCCAAAACUUUACUUUUGAUACAA
Messenger RNA from Megalops cyprinoides (Indo-Pacific tarpon), 3648 nucleotides. Its product is annotated as L-fucose kinase. Gene Ontology annotation, biological process: GDP-L-fucose salvage. The record is from RefSeq and is a predicted model, not a curated record. Lineage: Eukaryota; Metazoa; Chordata; Actinopteri; Elopiformes; Megalopidae. The transcript is spliced from 24 exons. Gene Ontology annotation, molecular function: fucokinase activity; ATP binding. Bases 101 to 3358 code for a protein of 1085 amino acids.